CUGACUUUAAUAAAAAGUGUUGAGAUGAAUGAUGAAAAAGGGGAGCUUCUGCAAGAGGUAUGAAGCUAAGAAUUAAAAUAUUAUUUACCAAAAUACUUACAGAAAAGCUUUUUAUUAUUCUUUAUGAAGUAUCUAAGUACCAGCAGGGAAAAGGGAAGCAUGAUUUUACUUUUUAUAUGUCUGCUUUGGAGAAGUUCAUGAAGCAACUCUCCUCUUUGCUGUACGAAAUAGUCCCUUUUGGCCUCAUUUAUAUGAAGCAGAUGAAUGCUUUUAAAAUGAACUUUAUCUGAGCUCGGACCUCUGGAGUUUUGGAGGCAGAAUGAGGUACUGAAAAUCAGACCUUUAUGGAAACUGCACCUUUCAUAUACAUUGUGGCCCUGGCAUGCAGCAAAAGAUGAAGAUAAUGAGACUGAAGCCAGCAGGAUGAGUAAAUUAAGAAGGACAAGAAAGAAAGUCAGCAAAACACAUCUCUGUUCUACUCAAGUGGAAGAAAUGAAUGCAUCGGAUUCAAACGAGAGGACUGGAAACCAAAUGGUGUGCCACGCACCAGGAGACAUGAGCAAACCUACUGAAUCUCAUCUAUCACACAAUGACAAGGACUCCCAGGAUCAAACUACAGUGAUAAAAGCACCACCUCCUAAAACAGCAACCAGUGUUCUAGUUGGUGAAUCUAACUCAAACUCUGAUCAUGCUGGGAACAGCACUCAGAUUUUGACUCCACCUCAACUUUCUUCUAAAAUGAAGCAUAUUAAGCAAGAGAUGGCCAAAAAUCACCUUCAGUUUGUGCGUUUUGAAGCGACAGACCUACAUGGUGUGUCUAGAUCCAAGACCAUCCCCGCAUACUUCUUCCAAGAAAAAGUGAUCCAGGGUGUUUUCAUGCCCCGAGGCUACCUUGAAUUGAUCCCCAAUCCUAAGGAUGAUGAAGUGAAUCACAUAAGAGCCACAUGUUUUAACAGUGACAUCGUCCUGAUGCCGGAGCUGUCGACCUUCAGAGUGCUGCCCUGGGUGGAGAGAACGGCCCGGGUGAUCUGUGACACCUUCACGGUGACUGGGGAGCCCCUGCUGACUUCCCCCAGGUACAUGGCCAAGAGGCAGUUGAGCCAGCUGCAGGAUGCAGGCUUUUCCCUGCUCUCAGCCUUCCUCUAUGACUUCUGCAUUUUUGGCGUGCCGGAAGUUAUCAAUUCAAAGACGGUGUCUUUUCCUGCUUCCACAUUUCUGUUUAAUCAUGACCAGCCCUUCAUGCAGGAACUCGUGGACGGCUUGUAUCACACCGGGGCCACGGUAGAGAGCUUUUCCUCUUCUACGAGGCCCGGUCAGAUGGAAAUCUGUUUUCUGCCCGAAUUUGGCAUUACUUCAGCUGAUAAUGCAUUUACUCUCCGAACAGGUGUCAAAGAAGUGGCCAGGAAAUAUAAUUACAUUGCCAGUUUCUUCGUUGAGACUGGCUUCUGCAAUUCAGGUGUUUUGUCCCACAGUGUCUGGGACCUCAGUGGGAAGGAGAACUUGUUCUGUAGCGGCUCUGGGUCCGGGCAGCUCACGGUCCCCGGGAGGAAGUGGCUGGCAGGGCUUCUGAGACACUCUGCAGCUCUCAGCUGCCUGAUGGCACCUGCUGUCAGCUGCCGUAAGCGCUACCAUAAGGACAGCAAAGACCCGAAGCCCACCGUGCCUGCGACCUGGGGCUACAAUGACAACAGCUGCGCUUUCAACAUCAAAAGUCACGGUGGGAGGGGCACCCUGAUAGAGAACAAGCUGGGCUCUGCCACCGCCAACCCCUACCUGGUGCUGGCUGCCACCGUGGCCGCCGGCCUGGACGGGCUGCAGAGCUGCGAGGAUGCCGAGCUUGAUCUCGGACCUGCCGACAGCACCGGGGUGUGCCAGCCGCCACUGGCCGAGAUCCCCUUGAAACUAGAGGACGCCCUCGUGGCCCUGGAGGAGGACCAGUGUCUGCGACAGGCUCUGGGAGAGACUUUCAUUCGGUAUUUUGUUGCCAUGAAGAAAUAUGAGCUGGAAAAUGAAGAAACAGAUGCAGAGAGAAAUAAAUUCUUGGAGUAUUUUAUUUAGAGUGAAACACUUAACUCUUCCUUUUGAGACAUUGUUUUGACUUAAGCUGCUAAUCUAGCAGCAGGAGAAGACUGAACUUUCCUAAUUAACCACUGCUCUGCAAAUGCUUACUCUCUUUUCUGUUGUCCUCAUGGGAUCUUUGUCAGGUGAACUGGGGUUGCUGAGAAGGUUCUGUAAUGGAUCUAAACAAUAAAAGUCGUGGAGAAGCUUUAACGAGCACCUAUCA
Molecule: messenger RNA, 2284 nt
Organism: Cavia porcellus (domestic guinea pig)
Lineage: Eukaryota; Metazoa; Chordata; Mammalia; Rodentia; Caviidae
Gene: Lgsn
Product: lengsin, lens protein with glutamine synthetase domain
Exons: 6
Coding region: 424-2058 (544 amino acids)
Cellular component (GO): cytoplasm; membrane
Molecular function (GO): glutamine synthetase activity
Source: RefSeq, a predicted model, not a curated record